Messenger RNA from Nicotiana tabacum (common tobacco), 999 nucleotides. NCBI's taxonomy places the organism in Eukaryota, Viridiplantae, Streptophyta, Magnoliopsida, Solanales, Solanaceae. The record is from RefSeq and is a predicted model, not a curated record.
CAUUCUCUCUCCCGCAAAUCGAGUUGUCUUUUUAUAUUCAAGUCAGUAACUGCAUAGUCUCGAUGGAUCCUGAUAUCAGGAAGUUUGGAAGAGGGCCUAGAGAACUUGGUGGUUCAGUUGAUCUUCUAAAUCAUUGUAAACUUAGGAAACAUCUUGAUUUGUUCUGCAAGAGGUCUCUACCACUCUCUAUAUCUGAGACACAAUACCUCAGGAAUGUGGUGGGGGACACAGAAAUAAGGAAAGGUGAAGGAAUGGAACUCGAUCAGUUGUCUCAAAAUUCCCCCUAUGUGGGGCAUAGAUGUGUACAGUUGCGUCCUUUUGGCUUGGAUCUUCUUACUGAUGCUUUUCAGCUAAGAGAAGCAACAUCCACCGAUCUGCCAUUGGCAGAAAUUGGGUUCCCUAUAGGUGCAUCUAAAUUGAAGAAUGAGUGCAAGGAAAAGAAGAAGCACAAAAAGCACAAACACAAAGAUAGGUCGAGGAAACAUGAUCCUAGCAGUUGCACUGAUAAGGAACCUAAACCAAGCAGGGUUAACAAUAAGGAGAAAAAUGAGAGCAAGUCACAGAAUUACGGUCCAGAUUUGUUUCUGAGACAGCAAGUAAAGAAGCCAAGAACCGAUGGCAAUGGAGGUUUUUCUGGUAUCCUAACAUACCAGAAAAAUGAGCUAAAUAAGGCAUUCAGACGUUCAUAAGUGUACACAGGGUGUCAUUGACAUCGCAAAUCUGGUUAAGAGAGUAGCAAGGCGCAUUCAAAUAUCCACAUUAAAAUUCAUUUGGUAUCCCAUGUCUGAGCGAGCUUUCAAUUAUUUUGAAUGGUUCGUAAGAGACAUUAAGAGUUGUAGCCUGUGUUGGUAGACAUUAAGAUUGUUCAAAAUUGUACAUUUGGAGAAUAUUGAAGCUGUGAAAUUUUUAUUUUGUAAUUAGAUACCUCUGGGGAGACAUAUGGCUCCAUUGUACAAAACCAUAUUGCAUAAUUGCAUGACCGGAACUUAUCAAGUAAAA